AUGUCUACACUGAUUUCAGCAGAUCUUGAAAGAAUCAAUCAUUUCGAAUGGCGUGUAAAACGUUUGGAAAAUUUUAUUGGAAAGUCCGAUGAAAACAAUAUUGUCGGAAUAAUUAAUGAUCUCAAUGAAAAACUUAUUCAGUGUGCAAGCAGUAAUAUGCAUGCCAUUGCAUUAUUGAAACAAGCUGACACAAUCAAUCGUAUAAUCAGUUCAGAUUUUCAAAGUCGUCUACUCAAAGAUCGAUCCGUAAAACUUGAACUUAUUCUUGCUGAUGAAGAACGUAUUCGUGGUGUAACAAAAAUUCUCUCUGAAAUCGAUGCGUCAGCACGUGUACUCGAUGGGGAAUAUUUUCAAGAAAUACCAAACUUAUUCAAGACAUUGAAUAAACUAUUAACUAUUCAUCAUGAUAUCAAGUAUCAACAUAGUGAAUUUACCCAAGAACUAUCCAAGUUUUUACGCGAUUAUGCUGCAUUUACUCUAAUGAUGGAUGAAAAUCUUCAACAAUAUAAAACAAUUUUACGUAAAAAUCAGCAAGAAAUAUCAACUAUUGAAGAUAAUCCAAUUGAAUAA
Rotaria socialis is the source of this 570-nucleotide messenger RNA. The record is from the annotation of a GenBank genome assembly. NCBI's taxonomy places the organism in Eukaryota, Metazoa, Rotifera, Eurotatoria, Philodinida, Philodinidae.